Molecule: messenger RNA, 2824 nt
Organism: Phragmites australis (common reed)
Lineage: Eukaryota; Viridiplantae; Streptophyta; Magnoliopsida; Poales; Poaceae
Product: calmodulin-binding protein 60 B-like
Exons: 13
Coding region: 861-2630 (589 amino acids)
Biological process (GO): regulation of salicylic acid biosynthetic process
Cellular component (GO): nucleus
Molecular function (GO): DNA-binding transcription factor activity; sequence-specific DNA binding; calmodulin binding
Source: RefSeq, a predicted model, not a curated record
GCCUGCGGGUGACGCCGGCUACCGGCAGCAGCCUCGGGACGCCGUCAUCGUCGCCGCGGAAGAGCUUUCUCGCCAUCGUGCUCGUCAUCCUCUUCUUCAAACGACCGUGUCGGAACUUGGGCAAGUUCGUCGUUGCUUUAAUACCAUCGCUCGGUAACGUAUCUUUUUACCUGUUAAUCGCAUCUAAUACUAAUUUCUUCAUGUUCCUGUAGUGUCAGUUUUGAGAAUUUCUUUUACAAAAAUGUAGUAUAUCCAUGUCAAUAACUUUGUCCCCUACUUACUUACUCCCUCUGUCCUAAAAUAUAGGACGUUUUAAGAUUUGGAAAGUCUUUGAAUGAAUAUUUUAACCCUUAAUUUAUUUUACAAUAUAUUAAUUACUACAAAAUUAACAUCAUAUUAAAAUAUCUAUAAAAUAUGUAUCUAUUGAUAUAACUUUUGUACAUUAAAAUAUGCUUAUAAUUUGAUUAAUUGUUGGUCAAAAUUUAUAAAGUUUAAUGUUUCCAAAUCCUAAUACGCCCUAUAUUUUAGGAUGGAGGGAGUAAUAAUCAUCUAUGUCUCCAGUCAAAAAAUAAAUCCAUCUGCUUCAUGCAAAAUUUCAUAUGCAUGAGUGCAAAGCAGUAACACCUCAGUACUUGUACUAAGUUGUUUCCAGUCAAGAUUAUCCUCAACUGUUAAAUGAUUCGAUCGUCCUUUCUCAAGCAAUUAACAACCACCGCUGCAGUGUAUUUCUAUUCUAUUACAGGGGUUAGGGAUGUCAUUUUCAUUUUCCGAGUUUUGUAAUCCCUUGUUCGGAAUUUGGAUGCAGCCAACAGGAAAUCAUCACGGAGUUGAUUCAGGAUCUCACACAGAAAGUGGACAACAUGACACGGUCCUCUCCUAACCACCACAAUCAUGAGCAGCUCACACAAGAGGCAAAUCAGGAAAGGAUCAGUGUUCAAUCUGAUGUGUUGGCUACAAACCAAGGCGAGGGCAAAAGCUCAAACAUUCGGCUGCGUUUCCUCAACGGAAUCAAGACUCCUGUUUACCACGACGACAAGAUAAAACCUGAGAGCGAUGGGGCCAUAAAGAUUGGCAUAUUUGAUGGAGACAAGAUGAUCAAAUCAGGCCCGCUUUCGAAGGCGAAAGUUGAGAUCUUGGCUCUUGAGGGCAACUUUCCUUAUGAUGCCCUGGACAGUUGGACUGAUAAGGAGUUCAAUGAACAUAUAGCCAGGGGCCGGGAUGGAAAAGGAAAUGUGUUGGUGGGUAAAGGAACAACUGCCCGGCUGAUCAACGGAGAGCGGGAUCUUGGUAGCAUCAAAUUCAGAGAAGGGUCAUGCAAGGCUCGCAACGGGAUGUUCUUCAUCGGAGCAAGAGUCUGUGAGGGUCAACCAACUGGUGUCCGGGUUCAGCAAGCCGUCAUGACGCCUGUGGUCGUGCAGGAUCGCAGAAACAAAUCAAAUGAAAAGAGUCAUCCUCCAAAGCUGAAUGAUAGAGUGCAUCGUUUGGAGAAGAUUGCCAAAGAUGGAAAGUACUUCGAGAGACUGGCGAAGAAGAAUAUCCAUACUGUGGAGGACUUUUUAAAGGCAUUAAAUAAGGACCCUGAUAACCUUGCCAAAAUUCUCAAGAUAAAUAAGGAACACGAGGCCUGGGAGAAGAUGAUCGGGCAUGCUAGCAACUGCUGUCUCGAAGGCAAGCACAAGCUGAAAUCGUAUACAUGCGCAGAGAAAAACGUGAAGCUUUUCUUCAAUUGCGUGCACCGUCUUGUUGGCGCAGCAUUUUCUGGUGGUCGUUACACUCCGGCUGACAAGUUUAAUCAGGCUGAACAGGAGUCAGUGGCUGAGUUGAAAGAAGACGCGUACGCUGAACUAGAUGUUCUUCCGGAGGAUCAUGUAAUGGCAGACAACUUUUCUGAGCCAAUUCAUAUGGAUACAUAUGUGGGUUUUGGUGCUGGCCCAUCCUACAUGCCAAAUGCAACACAGCCAAAUUGUCCUGGUCACCUUGCAGCUCAUCAAGUUGGGGGUAUUCCUGCAGUCGAAGAUUUGAGCCAUGCUGAGAUUGAGUCAUCCUGUGCGGACGCGAACAAUGAUCCUGGUCCCAGCUUCUCCAUUCCUGAUCAAGGUCAAGGGGCUCGGCUACUAGUUCAAGAACAUUUGUCCUUGGCUUCCCUAAAUGGUUGGUGUCAGGGCCCUCUUGGAGGAACGAACUCUUCUAUUGGGACAUCUGAGGAAUUAUGCUUUCAAGAAUACCAUACCGACUAUGGCGCGCCUAUUUUAUGCGCACCAGGAUUGGAUCAUCUCGAAACCCAGGUGGGGUUCUUGUGGCAAGGCAUUGACACCUUUGAAGCAUCAACUUCUGCUCACAGAAAUAUGACAUUAGCACCACAGCAACUUGCAACGACUGGAUCAGCUCAAGGUAGCAUGCAGAGCCAGCUGCAAGUUCCCUUGCCCCCCAACAAUGGCGCCACGGAGGCAUCGGCUUCUGCUUUGUAUCUUCGUACAGUCACUGGUGCUCCAGGAUUAGCACAAGGGAGCAUGCAGAGCCAGAUGCAAGCUCCGUUGCCCCCCAGCAAUGGCGCCUUGGAGGCAUCGACUUCUGCUUACCGGACUCUCCCCCAACAGCAAUGGAACAUGUCAUGGAACAGGUCACUCUGACGAUCCCAGGAUCACGUCCCAGCAGCGGCAGCAACAGUUACCACAAAAUGUAAUGCCACGGCGUGUAUAAUUAUGUUCUCUUGUUCUUGUAAUGUAGAAUCUGUACUUGGGUGUGUGAUCCAGCUUUAGGCUUUGUACUGGUGUUAAAUUGAUGCAAACCUCUACUACCUGUAUAUAUGUGGAUAAGUUUGGUA